Molecule: messenger RNA, 1119 nt
Organism: Calypte anna (Anna's hummingbird)
Lineage: Eukaryota; Metazoa; Chordata; Aves; Apodiformes; Trochilidae
Gene: TSPAN10
Product: tetraspanin 10
Exons: 3
Coding region: 1-1119 (372 amino acids)
Cellular component (GO): membrane
Source: RefSeq, a predicted model, not a curated record
AUGGCGCUGCCCGCCGGGCCCCGGGGUUCGUUUCACGGCCCAGUUACCAGCCCGGCCCAGCUGCGGUUCGGUUCGGUUCGCUCCGCUCGGCCUCUCCCGGCCCGGCCCGUUCCAGGCCCACCGCCUCCCGGGCCCGGCCCGCCGCUUGCGCCGCCGCCGUCCGGACCCCGCGUCCCGGCACUCGCGUUCCGCCGCUCCAAGGCCCCCAGGCUGCUGGAGCUGCCCUACUCCAAUGGUGGUGAUGGUGAUGAUGAUGAUGAUGAUGGUGAUGGUGGCUCCUGGGCUGGGGACGCCCUGGCCAAGCAGGACCCCAAGGAGUGGUGCUCCCACCCCCUUAAAAUGGGGACCUUCAGCCAGUGCAUCCGCUACCUCUCCUUCCUCUGGAACCUCGUCUUCCUCCUGAUGGGAGUGCUGGUCCUGGCUACCGGGGUGUGGGGCUUGGUGGCCAAGGGCUGGCUGCGUGGGGACAGCGUGGUCCCGCUGGGCUCUGACCCCAUGCUGCUCCUCUUGCUGCUGGGCAUGGGCACCAGCACCCUCUCCAUGGCGGGCUGCAUGGGGGCCCUGCGCCCCAGCCCCUGCCUCCUCCGCUUCUUCCUGGGGGCCAUGGGGGCCCUGGUGGGGCUGGAGGUGCUGGGGGGGCUGGUGCUGGUGCUGGUGUCCCGGCGGUGGCUGCGGGAUGGCCUGAGGGACACCCUCCUGCUCUGCCUCCUGCGCUACCAGGAGGAGCCCGACCUCCGCUUCAUGGUGGACGAGGUGCAGCGGGGGCUGAGCUGCUGCGGCCUCGGCUCCUACCGUGACUGGGAGAUCAACCUGUAUUUCAACUGCAGCUCCCCGGGGGUGCAGGCGUGCGGUGUCCCGGCCUCCUGCUGCUUGGACCCGCUGCAGAACGGGACCAUCACCAACUCCCAGUGUGGCUUCGGUGUCCUGAGGCUGGGGGACAUGGCUGCCAGCACCGUCGUGCACCUGGGGGGCUGCAUGGCCCCGAUGGGGGGGUGGCUGCGUGCCCAGGGCGGUGCCAUCGCCAUCGCCGCGGCUGUCGUGGUGCUGCUGGAGGCCACGGGCACGCUGAUGGCACUGAAGGUGUUGGGGGACAUCACACCCGCCAGGGUGUGGGAUUGA